CCAUUUCGUAUUGAAUUAAUGUUUUCAUCAUUAUAAUACUAACAAAAUUAAUUUUCUUAUUAGAUUAAUAACAGAGUUUUCUGUUAUCUUUUUUUUUAAUAUUUUGAAUGUGUUUGUAGACAACAGAAACAAUAUACAUUAGCAAUAAUAUGCUUGAACAAGCUCUUGACGAUAAUGUUUCUGAAAAUGAGGACGAAGAAAGCUUCUUUCUGGACGUAGAUAUAUUACAAAAACAUGGAAUUAAUGUAGCGGACAUAAAAAAAUUGAAAGGGGCUGGAAUAUGUACCCUAAAAGGUAUUCAGAUGUCAACUAAGAAGAAGUUAUGUAAUAUAAAAGGUUUUUCUGAGACAAAAGUCGAAAAGAUCAAAGAAGCAUGCUUAAAAGUUGUCACUUUUGGUUUCAUGACCGCCUUAGAAGUUAGCGAUCGACGAAAACAAGUAUUCAAAAUCAGCACUGGAAGUAGUGAGUUAGACAAGCUGUUAGCGGGCGGUAUAGAAUCGAUGGCUAUAACUGAAGUAUUUGGGGAGUUCCGUACAGGGAAGACACAACUAUCCCAUACUCUAUGUGUUACUACACAGAUCCCCAACGGCGCCUUCCAAGGGGGGAAGGUCAUGUUUCUUGAUACAGAACACACAUUUCGUCCAGACAGACUUCGUCCAAUCGCCGAUAGGUUUAAUCUGGACCAAAAUGGUGUCUUAGACAACGUAUUAUAUGCUCGAGCAUAUACUUCAGAACAUCAGAUGGAGCUGUUAGACUUUGUAGCUGCAAAGUUCCACGAAGAAGCUGGUAUAUUCAAGCUCCUCAUAGUGGACUCCAUUAUGGCAUUAUUCCGAGUUGACUUCUCUGGUCGGGGAGAACUUGCUGAUAGGCAGCAAAAAUUAGCCCAAGUUCUGUCCAAGUUGCAAAAGAUAUCUGAGGAAUACAAUGUAGCGGUCUUCAUUACGAACCAGAUGACGGCAGACCCAGGAGCUACCCUCAGCUUCCAAGCUGACCCCAAGAAGCCCAUCGGUGGUAACAUCCUUGCCCAUGCCUCGACUACUAGAAUCGCUCUCAGAAAGGGCCGGGGCGAGAACAGAAUAGCAAAAAUAUACGACUCGCCAGAUUUACCUGAAAGUGAAGCCACUUUCGCCAUUACUAACGGUGGAGUUGCGGAUGCUAAAGAUUAAUAUCACUUUUUUAAAUUAAAUAUUUUA
Molecule: messenger RNA, 1193 nt
Organism: Leptidea sinapis
Lineage: Eukaryota; Metazoa; Arthropoda; Insecta; Lepidoptera; Pieridae
Gene: Dmc1
Product: meiotic recombination protein DMC1/LIM15 homolog
Exons: 5
Coding region: 150-1166 (338 amino acids)
Biological process (GO): reciprocal meiotic recombination; DNA recombinase assembly; chromosome organization involved in meiotic cell cycle
Cellular component (GO): condensed nuclear chromosome; nucleus
Molecular function (GO): ATP binding; DNA strand exchange activity; double-stranded DNA binding
Source: RefSeq, a predicted model, not a curated record